UGUUCUAGAUAGCACCUCCUCACCUUGCUCUAUAACACAAUUGUAUCCAUAUGUCAAAGUGCCAUCUGAUCUAAACAUGGAAAGGUAUGGAAACAGCUCUUGAAAAAAGAUAGGCUAUGAUCUGGCUGGUUCUUGAAAUUGAUCUUGACUGACAAUCAAUCCGGGGCUAAGAUGUUUCUCUUCUCAUCUGGCAACCAAUAGGAAGCCAAGGAUACGUGGAUGCGACAGAUUUGGAAACUGUGGUAAGUAAAGUAGCAUUCAGAUGUCAGUGUAGACAGAGGAGGAGAGAGGGGAGGCAGGGCGGUCGAAGAAUAGGCGUUUACGAAUUCAAGCUCUGUCCAGACUAGAGGCUCACCUGUUAGGCGCAAGACAUGAGCCAUCCAAAUGAGAAAGAUGCCUCGGGCACAAUCGAAAGUAAACCUAAAUCGCCCAUGCUUUCAUCAUACUGCAUCGAAAGCAUUCUCGGCCGACGAAGUCCCCUCAAAGUCAGACUCACAGGAAUGCAAAGUAUACCAAUGCUACUGACUGGGAGUGCGGAGCAUAAUGCGCCUUUGGAAGCCUCUCAGAAAGAUGCGGACAUGCACCUGCCCCCCAAGUUGCAGCGUCUGUAUGGCCCAGGGGGAAAGCUCAUGGAUUCCAGACGGGGAGUUCACGAGAAUGAGGAGCAAGAAGAGAAGGAGCGUCCUCUAGACAAAGUCUACGAAAAUCUGAAAAUCACCCAGGCGCCACAAGUUAGCAUCAGCCGCAGUAAAUCAUACAGGGAAAACGCGUCCCACAGUCAGAGCGAUGAAGAUAGGAACCUCGGGCGACGGACAGAGGAGCACGCGGAGCUUGGCGCCCUAAAGUUCGAGGAGGACACUGGCAAGGAGCUUAUCUGCGAAGACACAGAAAUAUCCCCAAAGAACAGAGAGAGUUUGUACAUCAAUGGAGAUGUAAAAGACGGAGAGGACAGCGUGUGCCUCUCAGCUGGCAGUGACUCAGAGGAGGGGAUGCUAAAGCGAAAACAGAGGAGAUACAGGACUACGUUUACCAGUUAUCAGCUUGAGGAGUUGGAGAGAGCUUUCCAGAAGACGCACUACCCGGAUGUGUUCACGAGGGAGGAGUUAGCGAUGCGGUUGGAUCUCACUGAGGCUCGUGUGCAAGUGUGGUUCCAAAACCGACGAGCUAAGUGGCGGAAGCGGGAGAAAGCCGGGGUUCAGACUCACCCCCCAGGACACCCCUUCUCUGGACCCCUGGGUGCAGCACACCACUUGAGCCACUACCUGGAGGGAAGUCCUUUCUCGCCCCACUCUCACCCCUCCCUGGAGUCUGCCUGGACUGCUGCAGCCACCUCGUUCCAGGGACUGACCCAGCCCCUUGCCAGCUCUUCCUCCCCCCUGGGAUUUGGCCCCUUCCUGGGAGCAGCCAUGUUUAGACACCCCACCUUUAUUAGCCCCUCCUUUGGAAGACUCUUCUCUAGCAUGGGUCCUCUGACACUCUUACGCCAGCCCAUACCCGCUGUAGAGACUCCAGUCCAGCCCCCGAUGGUAUUGUCAGAGCCCUCCCCCUCCUCGCCUGUGGACCGCCGGGCCUCCAGCAUCGCAGCACUGCGGCUCAAAGCUAAAGAGCACUCAGCUCAGCUGACACAACUCAACAUCCUACCUUCCAGCAUGACUGGGAAGGAGGUGUGUUGAGAGACAUCAAACUCCCCCCAAUUCCCCCGACAUGGAGCAUGAGUCAUGACCAAAGGAAUAGCAGCUUAGAAGUGGUAUAGCACAACUUAACCUUGUCUAAACUCCUCCCCAGUUAGUUGUCCCAAAGUUCUGUUACCCCACACUCUCCACAACAGUGAAACAUGCUUUCCUCAUGAACUGAAGAAGAGAGAUUUAUUUUUUAUUUUGGUAAGUGGACUCCCUGCCCUUUCACCCUCAGGAAUGACCCGUUAGCAGCUUCUCACAGGAUGCUACGCAGUGUUUACCAACUCCAGUAUCCACAACAGCACACAUUUUUGUUGUAGCCCCGGACAAAAACACCCGAUUCAAUUUGUCAAGAGCUUGACGAUUAGUUGACAACUAGAAUCAGGUGUGAUUGUCAGGGGCCACAACAACAAAAACAUGUACUGUUGGGGAUACUCGAGGACCGGAGUUGGAAAAACACUGUGCUACAAGCCACCAAAGGGAGAGAUCUAGGCCCUGGAGAGGUUAAAAUGGAGAGAAAUGCUGUAGACUACAGACUGUGUAAGUUUAGAUAUCAUAUAAUGUACAUUUCAUGUAUUGAUAACAUGGUGUCUGUUGAUAGAUUUUGGCAGUCUUCUUAAAUUAGUUGGUUAUUCAAGUUUGUAUUUAUGAUCAGUCCUGUAUGAGCCAGAAGGAAGUUUUCAGGAGGAACAUUGAAUUUUAUUUUAAAAAUGAUUUCCUGGUUUCAGAUGAAUCAGUUGAAAAAAGCUAAGACAAUAAACUGUCAACUGGAAAACGUUUCACCUUUCGUUGCUUUUAACUGUGUUGCAGUGAAAUAAAAAAUUAAAAGUGAAAUAAUUCUGUGGACAGAAUUGAGAGGUGUAUUCAACAGCAUGAAACAAUAUAAUAACAAGCUUGCAACAGACGACGUAAACAGCGGCCUCUCCAAAUACUGGUGUAGCCUACAGUCUCACUGAUGGACCUCAAGAGCUGGAUUCAGGGACGAAGGUGUGGAUUAAGGAUUUAUAUGGUCAUACAGUGGAGUUCGAAAUCAUUUAAACUUUCAUAAAGA
Messenger RNA from Oncorhynchus kisutch (coho salmon), 2727 nucleotides. RefSeq names its product aristaless-related homeobox protein. Gene Ontology annotation, molecular function: DNA-binding transcription factor activity, RNA polymerase II-specific; RNA polymerase II transcription regulatory region sequence-specific DNA binding. Lineage: Eukaryota; Metazoa; Chordata; Actinopteri; Salmoniformes; Salmonidae. The transcript has 5 exons. The record is from RefSeq and is a predicted model, not a curated record. Gene Ontology annotation, biological process: regulation of transcription by RNA polymerase II. Bases 372 to 1673 code for a protein of 433 amino acids.